Molecule: messenger RNA, 754 nt
Organism: Microcebus murinus (gray mouse lemur)
Lineage: Eukaryota; Metazoa; Chordata; Mammalia; Primates; Cheirogaleidae
Gene: GMFG
Product: glia maturation factor gamma
Biological process (GO): negative regulation of Arp2/3 complex-mediated actin nucleation; actin filament debranching
Cellular component (GO): cortical actin cytoskeleton
Molecular function (GO): Arp2/3 complex binding; actin binding
Source: RefSeq, a predicted model, not a curated record
AUUGCAAAGCCUGACAGGUCCUGGAAGAUGAGGGGAAGGAAGGAGGGGGAGGAGCCCUCGGUGACAGUUGUCUCAACGGGCAUAAACAGGAUGUGGUGUUGCAUGAAGCCUUCCCCCUACUCCACAGCCCGCCCCCCUGCAGCCCUGGUCCCCACCCCUAGAAGACUGCGGAACUGGGAAAAGAAGAGGCCUGUGGACAGCAGAGCCAUGUCUGACUCCCUGGUGGUGUGCGAGGUGGACCCAGAGCUGAAGGAAAAACUGAGGAAAUUCCGCUUCCGAAAAGAGACGGACAACGCGGCCAUAAUAAUGAAGGUGGACAAAGACCGGCAGAUGGUGGUGCUAGAGGAAGAAUUUCAGAACAUUUCCCCGGAUGAACUCAAAAUGGAGUUACCAGAGCGACAGCCCAGGUUCGUGGUUUACAGCUACAAAUACGUGCACGACGAUGGCCGAGUGUCCUACCCUUUGUGUUUCAUCUUCUCCAGCCCUGUGGGCUGCAAGCCCGAGCAACAGAUGAUGUACGCGGGGAGCAAAAACAGGCUGGUGCAGACGGCAGAGCUCACGAAGGUGUUUGAAAUCCGUACUACCGACGACCUCACCGAGGCCUGGCUCCAAGAAAAGCUGGCUUUCUUUCGUUGACGCCCCGGGCUUGGUACUUGAAUUCCUGAUGUCUGAGUUCCCAAGGGGACUGGGGAUUCGGACCCCUAGGACCUGAACACCCAACACCAUAAAGAAAUUAAAAAUGCAAGAACUCAGA